GGCUAGUGUUAUUGUUCGAUUUAAAGAUUUUGGGGGGAAGCCGAGACUUUGCUAAUAUUGUGGAGAAUGUAAUCGACAAUCAGAAGUGUGACCUUAUUAAAAUCUAGGCGCACACAUGCCUGGCCUAGAUGCUUUUUUCCAUAUUACAGCAGCAUAUUUAGACAGGCUGAGGUAAGCUAGCAAGCUCGGUCCUAAAGAAGCCGAUGGAUGCGCGGGUUUCGGAGUUAUUUGGGUCAGCAAGCGGUCACAGCUCCGGUGGAUCUCAGGGAUCUACGUCUAACCACAAGCCAGGAAAUGGCAACGGGGUUGUCUCAAAAAAGACUGGUGCAAAGAACAAGAAAGCAAGAACUCGAUUUCCUCGCAACUUCAAACCGAGCAAUAACACACCGUAUCUACCCCCAGAGGCUGAAGAGGGAAACAUCGAAUACAAGCUAAAGCUGGUGAACCCCACACAAAACCGCUUUGAGCACCUGGCAACACAAAUGAAAUGGCGACUGCAGGAGGGUCGAGGCGAAGCCGUCUAUCAAAUAGGUGUCGAGGACAAUGGCAUGCUGGUGGGACUGUCGGAGGAGGACAUGAGGGCGUCGCUGAAAACACUCCAUAGGCUGGCCGAGAAGGUGGGAGCUGACAUUGCAGUUCUCAGAGAACGAGAGGUAGAAUACGACUCUGAUGUUCCUCGGAAGAUUGCUGAAGUUCUCAUACGAAAGGUCCCCGAUGAUCAGCAGUUCUUAGACCUACGAGUGGCGGUCCUGGGUAACGUGGACUCUGGUAAGUCCACUCUGUUGGGCGUUUUAACACAAGGUGAGCUGGACAACGGACGGGGAAGAGCGAGACUCAACCUCUUCAGGCACCUGCAUGAAAUCCAGACUGGGCGCACAUCUAGCAUCAGCUUUGAGAUUCUCGGCUUCAACAGCAAAGGAGAGGUUGUAAAUUACAGCGAGUCUCGCACUGCAGAGGAGAUCUGCGAGAGUGCCUCUAAAAUGAUCACCUUCAUAGAUCUGGCCGGUCACCACAAGUACCUGAAAACCACCAUUUUUGGCCUCACCAGCUACUGUCCAGACUUUGCCAUGCUGGUCGUUAGUGCAAACACUGGGAUCGCCGGUACGACAAGAGAACAUCUGGGUCUCGCCAUGGCCUUGAAGGUCCCCAUCUUCAUUGUUAUCAGCAAAGUAGACCUCUGCACCCGAGCCACUGUGGAGCGCACGGUGCGGCAGCUGGAGCGGGUCCUGAAACAGCCGGGCUGCAACAAGGUGCCCAUGGUUGUCGGCAGCACCGACGAUGCAGUCACAGCAGCACAGCAGUUCGCACAGUCGCCCAGCAUCACGCCCAUCUUCACCUUAUCCAGUGUGACUGGUGAAAGCUUAGACAUGCUCAAGGUCUUCUUCAACAUCAUCCCUCCCCUCAGCAACAGCAAAGAGCAGGAGGAGCUUAUGCAACAGCUCACAGAGUUUCAAGUGGAUGAGAUCUACACAGUUCCAGAAGUGGGGACAGUGGUAGGAGGCACUCUGUACAGUGGAAUAUGUCGCGAGGGGGAUCAUCUUGUAGUAGGGCCCACAGAGUUGGGCCAGUUCCACAAGCUGACCGUUGGCAGCAUCCAAAGAAACCGCUCGGCGUGCAGGGUACUCAGGGCGGGCCAGGCUGCAACGCUUGCUCUGGGAAACUUCGACCGCUCACUAUUACGCAAGGGUAUGGUGAUGGUGAGCCCAGAGAUGGAUCCUACUAUCUGCUGGAUGUUUGAGGCUGAGAUUGUCCUGCUUUUCCAUGCCAAGACCUUCCACAAAGGCUUCCAGGUUACUGUGCACAUUGGAAAUGUGAGACAGACCGCCACAGUGGAAGCUGUUUAUGGCAAGGAGGAGCUGAGGACAGGCGAAAAAGCAGUGGUUCUCUUCAAGUUCAUCAAACACCCUGAAUAUUUGAAGGUGGGGGCUAAGAUGCUCUUCAGGGAGGGCGUGACCAAAGGUAUUGGUCAUGUCACCAACUUGCAACCCAUUUCCUAUCACCACCAACAUUUUCAAGGGCAGGAUGAGAAAGCCUGAAGUUCGUUUUUUUCAGACCAUCGCAGCUUUGAAAACUCCGUCCCAGCCCAAAAAAAAAACCAAGGUGCUUUACGGACUACAUCACACCUCUCAAAGGCCUUUUGGACCUCUGCUAGCAAAGUAAACAUCUGCUGCCGGAUCUUAUUGUUUUUGUCAACUUUUUUUUUUUUUUUUUUCCUCCACAACCUCCUUACCAUCAUGCUUGUUUUAUCUUCUUUGACUUUGACAGUACUGAUAUUUUAAUUCCCGUACCGGCUUUCAGGUUUAAAUUAGUUGCAAUUCUUGGCACUGAAACAUGUACAUUUUAAGGGGAAAAAAUAGAUCAAUUGAAACAUUUUACGUCAGUGUUGAAGAGCUGCUAAUAAACUGGACUCCUAAAUGCACUCCUCACACACACACACACACACACACACACACACACACACACACACACUGAUCUGCAUUGAGCACUGCCAGCGAUGGUUUCUGUGUGGAAGAAUUUUUUUUUGUUUUGCAAAGAAUGAGAUAUUUUAACAUGGUGCAAAUGGCAUCACUGUUGUGAAAUAAGUGAUUAUCGGUGAACAACAGAAUCUGAUCUGCUACAAGCACAGUGCCUGAUAAACGCAAGAGCUUAGUAUUUAAAUAUAUGUAAGGUGUUUUAUUCACUCAAACUGCCAUGAGGAUUCAGCUUUUUUGUAAAUUGUAUUUAAACUGCAACUAUAGCUUCACACUGCCGACUGUGCAACGGGAGAUGGAGUAAUUUUAAAUUAGUCAUUCUAAAUCGAGAGAAAAAUGUAAAAUUAAAAAGUCAAAGGGAAGAGUUUAAAGCUCAAAUGUAUCACAGUUGAAAUUAGCAUUGUUUUUUAAAUUGUUGCUUUUGCUUUGCCUUUUUUAUAUCAGGCUUUACAAAAAAAAAACAACAAAAAAAAACAGUAAACCCAGCAAACUUUGCAUUUGCAUACUUCAAAAGUCAUGUGCUAUGCUGGACAAACAGUCAGUUGGAUCUGAAUCACCAGCAAUGGCAUGUUGACCUGACUGGGGUGGG
Molecule: messenger RNA, 3060 nt
Organism: Poecilia reticulata (guppy)
Lineage: Eukaryota; Metazoa; Chordata; Actinopteri; Cyprinodontiformes; Poeciliidae
Gene: gtpbp2a
Product: GTP binding protein 2a
Biological process (GO): translational elongation
Molecular function (GO): GTP binding; translation elongation factor activity; GTPase activity
Source: RefSeq, a predicted model, not a curated record